AUGACGUUCUCCCCGGAGGAUAUGGAUUACCCCCCGAGCGCGCAGCUCGCCGUCGAGGCCAUCCUCGGCUGCGAUGUGAAUAAAAACUUAGAGGUCACGUGCGUGCGGCGAGCGCCCGGAAGGACCCGAGGAGGAGGAGGAGGAGGAGGGGGGGAGGAAUCCGACGAGGAUGCCUUCCGGGCGGGGGAUAUGAUCCUCGACGUGGCGGGGCACGCCCUACACUCCCUUUCCCACCUCCGUGAGGUGCUCUCCGGACGAUGCGUACAGAUCCAGGCGGAGGCCCGCGAGGAGUUCCCCGACCUCCCCGACGACGCCCUCACCGUGAAUCCCGCGCUGCAGAAGUAUCUCGAGCUGCUCUGCGAGCACCACAACUUCCUCGUCCUCGUCCUGAGGGGGUGUGAUAUCUACCAAAUCAUUGUUCGAACGUAA
This is a messenger RNA of Phytomonas sp. EM1, 429 nucleotides long. NCBI's taxonomy places the organism in Eukaryota, Euglenozoa, Kinetoplastea, Trypanosomatida, Trypanosomatidae. The record is from the annotation of a GenBank genome assembly.